Molecule: messenger RNA, 3654 nt
Organism: Condylura cristata (star-nosed mole)
Lineage: Eukaryota; Metazoa; Chordata; Mammalia; Eulipotyphla; Talpidae
Gene: MORC1
Product: MORC family CW-type zinc finger 1
Exons: 34
Coding region: 1-3654 (1217 amino acids)
Cellular component (GO): nucleus
Molecular function (GO): zinc ion binding
Source: RefSeq, a predicted model, not a curated record
AUGCGCCAAGCUGGGCAUGCUGGUUGGCUGUCAGAAGAGAGGUCUAGGAGGAGGGCUGGCAUCCUGCUUGGAGGCACUGGCUUAAGAGGCCAGCACAACUGGCUUUCCCUGGACACGAGUGUGAGCCUGGAGUACCUGGUGGGUGGUGAGACCUGGAAUAGCAGGUGUGAAGGAGCAGUGACCAGCAUUGCUGUAUAUGGGGGCCAUCCUCAUGGGGAGCUAGAAGUAGUUGUGGCAGUGACAUCAGCUGUUCUGCAGCCUCAUGGCGUGAGGCUGAAUCUGGUGCCAGGAUACUUCCACCCAUAUCCUCGAGCAUUCCUGUGGCCGCCUGCAGGUGUUGCUGAUGCUCAGUGCUGUGUGCGGACACCACCUGGAUGGUUUCAUUUAAAUGUCUUUCAUGAAGAUGGCUUCUUACUGACCAUUGCACCUUCUCACCAGUUAAUGUCCCGUCAGCCCUCCUUCGCAGCACCUAAUCUGUCAUCUUCAUGUAGUUUGUGUAACUUUUGUUCCCCCCCCCCGCCUUCCCCCUUCAUCAGCACCACUCACAGUUUCCUUUUUGGAGCACUGGCUGAAUUGCUGGACAAUGCAAGAGAUUCAGGAGCUGCAAGACUUGAUGUGUUUUCAGUGGAUAAUGAAAAACUGCAGGGUGGAUUCAUGUUGUGUUUCCUGGAUGAUGGAUGUGGAAUGAGCCCUGAGGAGGCUUCAGAUAUUAUCUAUUUUGGAACAUCUAAGAAACGCUUAUCAACCUUGAAGUUUAUUGGACAAUAUGGCAAUGGUCUUAAAAGUGGCUCCAUGAGGAUUGGAAAGGACUUUAUUCUUUUUACAAAGAAGGAAGAAACAAUGACCUGUGUGUUUUUUUCUCAGACGUUUUGUGAAAGAGAAGGGCUUAGUGAGGUUGUGGUUCCAAUACCUUCGUGGUUAACAAGAACCAGAGAAUCUAUCACAGAUGAUCCUCAAAAAUUCUCAACAGAAUUGUCCAUAAUUUAUCAAUAUUCUCCAUUUAAAACCAAUGCUGAAUUGAUGAAACAGUUUGAUGUGAUCUAUGGGAAGUGUGGCACAUUGCUGGUUAUUUAUAAUUUGAAACUUCUGCUUAGUGGAGAACCAGAGCUGGAUGUUAAAACUGACAAGGAAGACAUACUGAUGACUGGACCUCUUGAGGAUGAUUUUCCAGAGAGGUGGUCUUUCAGAGCCUACACAUCUGUUCUGUAUUUUGAGCCCUGGAUGAGAAUAUUCAUUCAGGCGAAAAGAGUUCAGACAAAACACCUGUGUUACUGUCUCUACAGACCCAGAAAGUAUCAUUAUGUCACAUCUUCUUUUAAAGGAGCAUUUAGAAAUGAAGUUAAAAAGGCAGAAGAAGCAGUAAAAAUUGCUGAAUUUGUAUUGAAAGAAACACAAAUCAAAGUAAACCACCCUGACAGAACUUCUUUAUCUUCUUCUCCCAAGGAUAUAUUACAGAAAGCUAUGGAGGAUGUAGAAGUAAAGCGUAAGAUUCUCAGAGAAAAACAGAGAGAACUUAAAAAAGCAAGGACCAUCUCCCUGUUCUUUGGAGUGAACAUAGAAAACCAAAGCCAAGCUGGGAUGUUCAUUUACAGUAAUAACCGCUUGAUCAAAAUGCAUGAGAAAGUGGGACCACAGUUGAAGCUGAAGUCCUUGCUCGGUGCUGGUGUGGUUGGAAUUGUCAAUAUACCUUUGGAGGUCAUGAAACCAUCCCAUAAUAAGCAGGAAUUUCUCAAUGUGCAAGAGUAUAGUCAUCUACUAAAAGUCAUGGGGCAGUAUUUGGUCCAGUACUGCAAGGACACUGGGAUAAGUAACAGAAAUCUAACAUUGUUUUGGAAUGAAUUUGGGAACCAAGAUAGCAGGGAUGUGGACAAAUCCUUAGAUCCUCUUCAGUGUCGAAGACGACAAGCCGUGGCCAUCCCGCUUAUCAUUCAGUGUGAUCUUUGCCUGAAAUGGAGAGUCUUGCCUUCCACUACUAAUUACUCAGGAAAGGAAUUUCUUGACAUCUGGAUUUGUGCUAACAACCCUAACCUCUUGGAAAACAGUUGUCAUCACACAGAACGUUUACCUUCCAUCCCACUGGGCACCAUGAGCACAGUGUCACCAUCAAAAAAUGAGAAGGAGAAGCAGCUUCAAGAUUCAGUCCAAAGGUACCACGAUCGACUGGCAGAGCAGCAGCCACAGCCUCAGUUUAUACCAACAAGUAGGAUCACUGAAUUUACUACCACCUUCCAAACUUCAACAUCUAAGGAAAAUGUGAAAUCUCGGAAAAUUAGACCUUUGGGUAAUGAAUUGAAGCCCGAGUCUCUUGCAUCCUGUGAGCUUCCGGUCAGCCACAGAGGCUGGAAAAGAAGCGCGAAAGGGACAGACUCUGAGAGAGAUCAUAGUUCAGAGACCGGUAGGAUGAAGAAGUCUGUGCAGAAGAAAGUGAAACUGCAGCCACAGAGAUACCCAGCAGCCCUGCCAGAAUGUACUGCAGAAGCUAAGGCUUCUUCUUGGGAAAUGAAAAGGAAGAAGAGUCAAAAGUUUGCACAGAAAUAUAAGGCUUUGAUUGAAGUUGAAACCAGGAAAAGUCAUCCAGAUAUAAUCCUAGUUUCGGAUGAAAGUGACACAGAUGUUUCAUUGAAAGAAGAAAAAAAGGAAGUUUCUCUUAUGAAGAAAGAGAAACCGGAGCUGUGCAGUGACACUCCAGAAAUAAAGAGAAGCUCUUCAUUACCUAACUGGGAACGUAUGCUGACAGAAGAUUUAAGUACAAGUUCUGGAAACGAAGGCAGAGUUUCAGUGAGGGGUGGUUGUAAAGUUUCUUCUUCACUGACAAAAUCUUCACAAAGCACAUCUGUCAAGGAAACCAUGAAAAAACUGAUGUCUAACCUAAGGGAGCUUCUUCUGUACUUCUUUCAUGAGUGCGAACUACCACCAGAAUUUGGCUACACAACUGUGGAGAAACUUAUAGCAAGUCUUGAGCUGGAACAAUACCCAGAGCAGACAAACAAAAGGCUGAAAAUGUGUUUCAACCAGAUCCAGAAUGUUUGCAUGGUCCAGUAUGAAACAAAACUGAAGAGAAAAAUGCAGUCUAUUAUCUGUGAUGCAAAUAGAAAAACAUUGAUUGAUAAAGUAUCUCUGAGUCAAUGUGAAGAAAAAAGAAAAGCUACUGAAGAGAAACUGAAUAAUCUUCGUGUUAAACUCUCAUUAUUAUUGCAGAAACUUGAGCUGGGUGUUCCAGAAGGAAAUCUGGAGCAGAUUGACAGUUAUUUAGAAUCUUUGCUUCAAGAAGAUAAUUUUCUUCUCCAGAUCACUUUAAGUAAAAUGAAGAGAGGUGCUGAUGGUUCAGCCUCUUCUCAUACAGCCUCUUCAGCCAAGUGGAAGGAACAGGGAUCCUUUCUGUCCCAUCACAGCUUUGCAGUUCCAGUGGUAGUAAACAGCACAACCUUGGAGCAAGCAAUACAAGUACAGCAUGUACAUAUCACAAUCAACCCUGCAGUUUCUGCAGCCUCUAUUCAUCUCGGCUAUUCAUUAAAUAACAAUGAUCCAGGCUCUUACACGGGAAAUAAAACAUUCUUGGUAGACAGACUGAUUGAAUUAGGGUGUUUUCAGGAGACAGUCCUGCAAAAUGAACUGAUUCUAGCCCUGAAAUUCUGCAAUGAAUUAAUGGAAUGA